ACAAAUACUGGACAGUACCUUCGAUGAUAUAUACAGCUGAUAGACUCACCUCCAGUUGAUUCUCCGUUCAGCCGAGUAGUCGAUACCUUAGUAUCGAUUUCGCGGGACCGGAUCAGUCAGUCAAUAUCUGAUCAAGCAAGGAUUGUGCGAAAUUCACAGUAAAUCACCGACAGCUUCGGCCAUAUCUCAUCCUUCAUAUCAAAUCUCAAUAUAUCACCGUCAUUCAUCACACUCUUCAUCUCAUCAAGCUAAUGCAAUGGAUUUGGGACUGAGUUUCCACUCACUGCUUCUAGUAUGCUGCUGGUUUCUGCUCUCCUCUGACUCAGCAAGAGCCUCAGAUGGAAGACUGGGGAGGCGACAACUGGACUUUGAUUCUGUGAACGAAAAUUCAGAUGUCCCAGUGUUUGGAAGGAGAAUCUCCUCAUUGACAAAGAAGAAACAAAGUCAUCUACCAGUGUCAUCACCAGAUAGUCAAUCCGAUGGAUCAGCUCCUGACAGAAACUAUUUGCCAGGAAAGGACUACCUACCGCCACCUUCAGCUCUACCACCAAAAUUGACCAACAUAAUCAAUAUUGAACCGCCAUUUGGAUCUUCUGAUCAAAUCAACAAUGCAAUAAAUUACACACCAGAGCCUGAAACGACAACAAAAGCUGUAACGAAACGUAUCAAAGUUCCUAUUCCAAGGGUGAGAACUACAACAGAAGGAUAUCCUAAUAUUGAACCUGCACCGGCAGAAAACUCACCAAAUUUGAUCAAACCAGUUGUAGACAAACAUGAAAAUCAUUCAUUGGAACGACUCUGUAACGAUCCUUUUCAUAGUUUCUUAUGUACUGGAGCAACAAAACAGAGAGAAAGGAUAACAGGACGGUUGAGGCCACAAGCCAAAAUUCCAGCAAAUGUUCUAAAUGGUCAAGCAUCUUUCCAGAAUGAGAGAAAAUCUCCACCAGCUCGCCCUAUUGAGCCAAGUCCUUCAAGAGAUUUUCCAGCUUUUCUCAAGCCAUCCACUACCAAACCAGUCACCACAACUGAGAGACCUGUUUUCAAAGGAUUCGACACUCAACCAACAUCUGACUUCAGGGCUUAUCUACCACCUACAAAAUUCAAUUCAAGGCCAGAGAGCAACUAUGACUCUCAAGCAGCUUCUGAUUCAAGAGCCUAUCUGCCUCCUACGGAAGCCCCAGUACAACCCCAACCUUCUUUUGAAUCUAGAGAGUACUUACCGCCAGCAAAACCAGACAGCUCUGAAAGAGUUCAACAGAGGAAACAGUUUUCAACCCAACCAAAGUCUUUCAAAAGCUUUGCACAAAACCAAGCAUCAUUCAAUAAUUUCUACAAUUUUCCAGUAUCAUCCACUCUUAAGCCUAUAGUUGUGAACAAAGUCAACCCAACAAUGAAACCAUCUCCUUAUACUCCACAAUAUACAACCCAAAAACCUCCUGUGUUUCCGCAGUUCAAUAACUUUGGUGGCCUGAAUAAAUUCCCAUACAAAUCGAAAUAUGAUGGCUAUGCAUUUGAAACACCCAGAACUACUUCUCCCGCAACCACAAUACUGCCUGAGCCAUCAAAUUUGAAUGAAUUUUUCGCCAAAGACAGUAAAAUUCCUCAGCCAAACGAUUUGGAUUCGAGAUUGUAUUUGCCUCCAACAAAUGCAAAGCCUUCCAUUCAGCCGGAGCCAUCAUCAGAAGAUAAAUCAUUUUUACCUCCUCCUUUACCACAAAAGCCAAAAUUUCCAUUAAUAAAUCCUCUUCCAGCUCAACAGUUACCAGUUAGAUUGUUACCAAAGUCAACAACUGCUAGACCCAAGGUGGACAACAUAGUAGGUGCUGGUGCUCAGAAUCCAAUAGCAAUCAGUCAAGGGACAACAGAAAGGCAGCACACAUUGGAGGAGCUCUGCAAUGAUUCAUUCCAUAGCUUUCUCUGUGUACCAUUGAAGCCCAGGCAACGAUUCAAUGGCAGACUGAGGCCUCAAGCUAAAUUGCCUCCAGGCUUGGUGCUGCCUGAUAGCUCAAAUAUCAACGAGGAAAACAGACUACCUGCUCCUUCAUCAACUGAUGAGCAAAGAAUUAAACCAUCAUAUUCAAAACCACCAACUACAACGCCCCAACCUACUCCAAGUACUACUAGACAGCCGGCUUCAUACCUUCCUCCAAUCAGAAACAAUAUUAUUCCUGAACCCUCUCAAAAUGAACUUACAAUUAUCAGAACCACAAAAAAGCCAUUAAUCCAUUUUGAACCAUCAGAUGCAUUCAACCCAUAUCAAGCUGUGACAAAAAAAGAGCCCAAAACUAUAACCAAAAGCUAUUCAUUCUCCUACUCCCAUACCACAACUAAAAAUACAAUGAUGACUACUCACCCCUACCUUCAUCAUCAGACAAUACAGCAAGAAUAAUGAAUCUGAAUGAUGGUUAUUCAUAUCCAAAGCCUUAUCAACCAUUCACUUUCCCAACUACACCAACUCCUUCCACAACACCAGAAGUCUACCCACAACCCUCUAAUGAUCAGCUUCAAGCCAUCAGACCAUCAAACAAUAAUGGUUAUAACUAUCCAAAGCCAGCCAACCAAUUUUUGCUUCCUUCUGAGCCAGUGAAGGACAACGAGUCACCAAGCCCAUCCAACAACUUUGGAACUGUGCUGAUUCCUGAGAAUGUCAAGAGGAAACCCAAAGUGAAAUUCACAUUGCCUACAACUGCAGCACCAGUUGUCACUACACCAAGACCAACUGAACCAGACACUAAUAUAGAACCAGCUGCAGCUCAAAACCCAGUGGUUGCAGUGCAGGUUGUCAAGGAUAAAGAAGAUCACCAUACAUUAGAGGAGCAAUGUAGUCAUGCUUUCCACAGUUUCCUAUGUAACACUCCCAAGAGGAAACGUCCGCGUCCUGAUGGAAGACUGUAUUCAGCAUAUCUUGCCAAACCUACACCAGCAAUUCAACCAGCACCUUCCAAUAACAACCCUGAAAGACUGAAACCAAGCGUCACAACAAAGGCACCAUACAAGAAAAUAGAGACUACUACAGAAAAUAAUGAUUUGGAAGAAGCGCCAGCUCCAUCCUCCAAUCAGCAGCAAGCUCUUCCAUUCAACGGUUACAACUAUCCCAACCCAAAAACACCAUUCAAUUCACCAGCCAAAUCCACCACACCUAAAUAUGACACAGCACCAUCAAAUCCAAUCGAGAAUAAAGCACCGUUUGGAUACUCUUACCCAAAACCAUCACCUGCCUUCAAUAUACCUAUCUCAACAACUACCACAGCUGCACCAGUACCCGAGUUCAUUGAUGAGACUAGACAGUCCGGGUCUUUUGAGAAUUUGGGCUACUCUUAUCCUAAACCCUCACCCUCCGAAAGACUCCCGUCUGCAGCUGAACCUUCUCCGAAUAUUUUGAAAGUGGAUGAAAGCAAAGAGUCAACCGGCUAUUCUUACAAUGUUCCCACUAAAUCAUUCACGCUACCUACAAGACCACCAACAACUUUAGCUCCAUAUUUCGACAUUGAUGUCAGAUCAGCUAGUCGAGAUUCACCAUCUCUCCUACAGCCUGCACAAAAUACAUUUGGUCAAGGAUACAACUAUCCACGUCCUGACACAUCAAAACAACUUCAGUUGCCAUCAAAUAAACCGUUCUUCGACACAAACUCUGCCAAAACCAACAAACCCAUAGAAAGUAAGCCUACUCCUCCUACAUCCAUUUCAGAGCAGCUGCCCAAAAUUGAUGAAGACCAGUUUCCGUUCUCAUUUUUCAAAAAAGCAACAACAAAACCCAAAGUCAAGGAUCCACUACCUCGUGACAGUGAUCUAAUUAUCUUGAAACUAUAAUUUGUAAUUAGUAUACGUAUGAACUAUGAGAUGGAGGAAUGAAUGAGUUCAUUCCAAUCUUUUGAAAAGAAUAUAAUUUCGAGAGUUACCAUGACCCCAGAAGUACUAGCUUCUGUGUAAAUUCUUUUAAAAACCAGCUCACUGUUUAAUAGAGCAAUAAUCUAAGUUACCAACAAGAAAUAAGACUUAUAUUUGGUAGAAUAGUCGAUAUUUUUAGGGUACUGAUUUGUAUUUGUAGAAUAAUUACUGAUUACGAGAUUAUAUUUACUUUUUUAUUUCUUGA
Molecule: messenger RNA, 4093 nt
Organism: Nilaparvata lugens (brown planthopper)
Lineage: Eukaryota; Metazoa; Arthropoda; Insecta; Hemiptera; Delphacidae
Product: proteoglycan 4-like
Exons: 2
Coding region: 257-2389 (710 amino acids)
Source: RefSeq, a predicted model, not a curated record